AUGCGAACACAAUCAAGCGGAGUUUCACUCCUCCUCUCCACAUUCCUAUCAAGCCUGGCAUCCGCGUCGGGCUUCGACUGCGCGCACAUCAAGCUCGACAAUUACAAAUACGAUCUCAGUCCCCUAAAAGGCGUCCAUGAGCUGACUCACAGCGUCACGACGGAUGACUUCGUCACGAAUACAACCUACCGAUUGAAUAUUUGCAAUAUUCUCGGGGGUUCUGCCCGGUACGGCGAUGCGACGUGCGGGACUAGCAAAAACGUCUGCGGAUUCGUGCACCGAAUAGCUAAGGACGGAAAUGGCGGCUCUUCGUUCGGUUUCCCGAUCGUCGGCCUCGAUCCCGUUGGCCAAGGCUCCAAGAACCCCGAACUGAAGCGAUUGAAGGAUAUCGACCCCGAGACCGAGGGACUGCGCGUGAAGUUGGAAGGCGGCUCAUACAAGGGAGAUGGAAAUGACCAGAAGGCUAAGAAGGCAGGCGCUAUCAUUGAGUUCCAGUGCGACCACGAGCGAUCUGGACUAGAAGGACUGCAAACGCUUGAAGCGGACCCAGAAACGAAAGAGCGACGACGGAGAGCGGAGGGUGAGGAAGGUGGUACGCCGGCAGGCAACAGCAGCAGUAGUCUGCAGUUCAAGAGCUUUGGUCUGUCAGAUGAUGAUACCUACAUCCUGAGACUGGAUUGGCGCACAAAGUACGCCUGCGACGAGUACGAGAAGGAGAAGGGCGAUACUCCCAGCUCUAACAGCUGGGGUUUCUUCACCUGGUUGAUUAUCAUUGCCUUCCUCUGCAUCGCUGCCUACCUCAUCUUCGGCUCCUGGCUCAACUACAACCGCUACGGCGCCCGUGGCUGGGAUCUCCUCCCCCACGGCGACACGAUCCGCGAUAUUCCCUACCUCUUCCAGGACUGGCUCCGUCGGGUGGUCAAUACUCUGCAAGGAGCGGGCUCGCGGGGUGGUUACAGUGCGGUAUGA
This is a messenger RNA of Penicillium hordei, 969 nucleotides long. RefSeq names its product autophagy-related protein 27. The transcript has 3 exons. Bases 1 to 969 code for a protein of 322 amino acids. Lineage: Eukaryota; Fungi; Ascomycota; Eurotiomycetes; Eurotiales; Aspergillaceae. The record is from RefSeq and is a predicted model, not a curated record.